UAAAUGGUGAAAUCAAAUUGAUCUUGGGAGGAUCUGAUUUUCGCAAGCGCAGACCACGCUCAUGUGACAACACGCAAAAAAUGGCGACUGAAAAUUUCGUGGAAUUCUUGAACAAACUCAAGGAAAUGCAUGAGAAGGAGGUCCAAGGCCUGCAGACAAAACUGAACGAGCUAACCAAUGAGAAGUGUCGAGAUACCCAGAGAAUAGAAGAGCUCUUCGCCAAAAACCACCAGCUACGAGAACAGCAGAAAGUCCUUAAAGACAAUGUGAAGGUGUUGGAAAACAGGUUACGAGCUGGUCUCUGUGACAGAUGCCAAGUUACUCAAGAGCUUGCGAAGAAGAAGCAGCACGAAUUUGGGAAGGCCCAUUUCCAGAGCCUCCAACACAUCUUCAUCCUCACUAAUGAAUUGAAUAAGAUGAGGGAGGAGAACAAGAGACUGAAGGAAGAACUGAAGCGGUUCUGCAGCAUGGAGGGCAGGCCAAAGCCCCCAAGGGUGUUAUCCAGAGAUGGGAGCUCCACCCCAGAAUCACCUUUGCCCUUGCUGUCCCCACGGAACCGAAAAUCUAGCCCUGAGAAAGCUGCGAGUCAUGAACUAGAAGAUACGUAUAAUCACUUUCCAAGACAGAGAAGAUCUCCAGGUAUCAGGAUGUCUCCAAACACCAUUUUCCAUGGAGAAUAUGUUCCAGAGAUGGCUUCUCAGAGGAUAGCAAACCAGCUGCAUGGAACAGUUGCCUUAUUGAGUCCCGGCUCCAGGUCCAGCUCUCAGGAUAGAGACUGUGCAGGAAAUGCGAGCCCGCCCCCUGCGAGCAAAACUCCGCCCUCCCCUCAGCUGGCUCCAAGUCCCACCUUUGAAGUUUAUUCAAGAGCAAACAAAAUAGACUCCCGGGAACUUAUGUCAUCCUAUGAAUCCCUGAAGCUUGCCGCGAGGAAGGAGCAACUCUGCCUCCUCAACCAACACUUCGCCCUCCACCAUCUCGGCCUUCGGAAAAACUCCGGAAUCCGGGACAGCCCUUUCCCCCACCACUUGUUCGUGGCCAGGGAAGUGGGAGGCAAAACACGGCCGCAGGAUGAGUGGGAAGACCAGGCCUCCAUCUUGGAUCUCCCAGGCGCCGUGGUGUACAUGAAGGACCAUCAUCUGGAGAGCAGGCUCCCGUUCCUGAAUCACCAAGAGAAGCUCCGGUAUCUCCUGGCACAACAACAAGAGCUGAAGGCCAGAAUGGAGGUCAGCUUCGGCCCUUCCCAAGACAGAUCCCCCUCCCCAUCCGUGGCAGCACACAAGCCAUGCAAAAAGGAAAAGCUGUCUUGGGAAGAUCCUGCCGAUGGGGCCAAAGAGAAACGUAUCCUGACUCACAGCGAAGACCUGGAGCAAACAGAAAAGGCAGAGGCCAUGAGGGAGUAUCUCACCACCGAAGCACCCCUGGACCUAUCGGAUUAUGGAAGAGGAAGGGAGAACCAGAAGGGGGCUAUAUGGCGACAACUCCCCAUGAAACAGGAGGCUGAGAGUCCCAGCCGAGAGCUGCGAGGAAGCCCUACUCUUCAGAAGACUUGCUCCUCCAGCCAGCCCCAAGUAGUGAGGCUUCUCCAGGAGAGCAAAGAGUCAGAGAAGCUCGUUAGCAAAGCCGAAGAGGACAUAGCAGCAUCUUUGAUCUCUGUGGUACAAGAAUUUCCCAUCUCCAAGAUGACUUCAAGCGAUCUGGCUGCUGAUCUAGACACAAAGAUGCCUUUUGGCACAGAGAAACUAGAAACAGAUGAACCAGAUGAUGCCGAUUCGGAAUCCAUGACGGAGGAGUCUGAUGAGCCCAACACAUCCGACAGUGAGGUGACUGGUACAGGGAACGAUGAAAGCUUCCCAGGUGCUUCUGUGAAAGGAAAGUAUUGCGGCGUAAAGGAACUGCCAAAGAAGCGGAAACGGGGACAGGAUUCGUGGCCCGAAG
This is a messenger RNA of Gekko japonicus, 1935 nucleotides long. RefSeq names its product RBBP8 N-terminal like (gene RBBP8NL). NCBI's taxonomy places the organism in Eukaryota, Metazoa, Chordata, Lepidosauria, Squamata, Gekkonidae. Gene Ontology annotation, biological process: double-strand break repair via homologous recombination; DNA double-strand break processing involved in repair via single-strand annealing. The record is from RefSeq and is a predicted model, not a curated record. The transcript is spliced from 12 exons. Gene Ontology annotation, cellular component: site of double-strand break. Gene Ontology annotation, molecular function: double-strand/single-strand DNA junction binding; damaged DNA binding; double-stranded DNA binding. The annotation marks the transcript as partial.